This is a messenger RNA of Ailuropoda melanoleuca (giant panda), 1441 nucleotides long. RefSeq names its product TMF1 regulated nuclear protein 1 (gene TRNP1). Bases 104 to 493 code for a protein of 129 amino acids. NCBI's taxonomy places the organism in Eukaryota, Metazoa, Chordata, Mammalia, Carnivora, Ursidae. The record is from RefSeq and is a predicted model, not a curated record. The transcript has 2 exons.
UGCCGCGGCAUCUCUCUAGCGUGCGCGGCGUCGGUCCUCCCUCUCGCGGGGGCAGCUGUCCAGACCCGCGGACUGACAGCAGUAGGCCGCCGGGGGGCGGGGGAUGCCGGGCUGCCGCAUCAGCGCCUGCGGCCCGGGGGCCCAGGAAGGGACCGCGGAACCGGGGUCCCCGCCGCCGCCGCCCCGGGAGCUCCUGUCGUCCCCUCAGCCCCCGCCCCCAACUCCGACCUUGACUCCGACCCAAGCUCAGGUCUCGCUGCCCGCCGACGCGGCUCCGGCGUGGGCGGGCUCGGCGGAGGGGCUGGAGCUGCAGCGCUGGCGCCAGGGCGCUAACGGGGCCGCGGGGGGCACCGGGCCGGCNCUCGCCUCGGCGUUAGGCCUGGGUGGCUGCGUGCCCUGGGGCGCCGGGCGCCUGCGGCGGGGCCACAGCCCGGAGCCCGACUCGCCCUUCCGCCGAAGCCCGCCCCGCGGCCCCGCCUCCCCCCAGCGCUGACCUCAGCCCCGGGACCCCUGGCCUCACCCGACGGGCCAUCGCCGAGGUUGCCGACCGACGGAUUGGGACGUCGGCUGGAUGGACGGCGUCACCAACGCGGAUGGACGGACUGACGGACCCCAGGAAGAGACAGUCGGGGUGCCGGGGGCCCAGUAAAGGAGGCUGAGCUCCUCCCAGUUCCUCAGAGCCUCCACUCUUCGGAUCUGGAUUCCUGGAUUCUGCUUCUGACCUGGGCAUCUCCUUCAGGAAGACGUCCCACAACCUUACACAACCGAAUCGAUCCCAUACAAUCUUGGCACUGUCCUCCCUUCACAAGGGCCUUGCACUCAACGGUGGCAAGGUGCUCAGUUCUGGGGAAGGUGCCUAUACUCUGAGUUUCCUUAUCUAAGCCACGUUUGAUUUUGGCUGACACCGUGUGAUUGGAAAUGUUACGACAGGUCCUCUGAGAUGCAAUCAGAUUAUUUAAGAAAGCAGCAAACAUUCCCAAUGUGAAAAAGAAAAGGAUUUCUUUUAAAAUACAGUCGUCAUUCUUAAGUCACAGUGCAGCUGGGGUCCCCAUUUUGGUCUAUGUCAUGGCUUCCCACUCUGACAACACUGGGAGGCUGUUUGAGGGGAAAUGUUGGUCUGAGAAAGCCCUGUUUCCCUCCCCCACUCUCCUUGCCCUCCCUGACUAGGGGUGUGCCUGUGGCCCCUCAGGAAGACCAUCAGCUGCUGGCUCUGGGGGGAGGGGCACCUCUUUCUCAGGGAGACAUGGUGGCAACAUAAAAAUUUGGAGUAAAGUUUUAAAUGACAAAAGGGAGCAUAUUUAUUCACAUCUACUGAUAAUAAAGGGGGGGCACAUUUAGUCACCAUCAACCCAGAACUUGUAUUCUGCAAAAUGAAUGUCUAUUGAAUCAAUCCCCUGAUUUAUACAUUCAGGAAGAAUAAAUUUCAAUAAUGUGAGACAAA